GUCGUCAUCACGUCGGAAGUAAAGUACAUGUUUAGUGUUAAAGUAGCUAUGUGUGCUUAGCAGUAGGUGGGGUUCCAGCCUCCGUGAGAGACUGGAGUAAUUACAUCGUAGUGACUUAAAACAUUAUAAAUCACAGAGAUGUCUGAUGAGUUGGUGUACUUAGGAGUACUUGCUGCCUCCAUCCCUAUUGGAUUUCUUUUCCGUUACCUCAGUCCUCCUGUGAAGCAGGGUGCAGCUCUACUCCUAGGCCUCUUUAUUGCAAUCACCACCUGUCACAUCCAUACACUCCACUCUCUUAUCACAGUGAUUGGAACAUGGAUUAUUAUAAAGAGCAGCUGGCGGCAUGCGCCAGCAUUGAGCCUCAGCUGGACCUUUGUCUACCUCCUCUUCUUCCGGCUAGUCACCUUUGGUUUUCCGCCUCCGACCCCUUUUGCCAAUGCCAUCCAACUGAUUCUGACACUGAAGAUGGUCAGUCUAGCCAAUGAGGUGCACAGUUUCCACACAGAGAGAAGGGGAAGUGAGCUCUUUGCAAAGUCGCCUGUCAUUGGUGGCCUUUCUCAGGAGCCAACUCUCUACGAUAUUCUGUCCUAUAGCUACUGUUAUGUGGGUAUAAUGACGCAGCCCAGCCCCCAGACUCUGCCCGGUCGGGUUCCAUGCCUGCAGCGCUUGAAACUGGUUCCUGUCUACGGUGCUCUGUUCCUCACCGUUAACUAUGUCUUUCCUUUGGCCUACGUUCGCACAGAGGAGUUCCUGGAUCAAAACUUUUUCUUCAGGUUUUUCUACAUGAUUGUGGUGUUCUUUGUCUUUCGGAUGCGUUUCUACGCAGCAUGGUGUGGAGCCGAGGCUGGUUGUAUCAGUGCAGGUCUCGGCUGCUAUCCAGAAAAAGCAUUAUCUAAACCUGGAGGCGGACCCACUGUCAACUACAACCCUGGUCCUGCUGAAGAGAGCUAUGACUUCAAAACCAUACAGAACAUUGACUGCUACAACACUGACUUCUGUGUCAAAGUGCGGCAUGGCAUGCGUUACUGGAACAUGACGGUGCAGUGGUGGCUGCAUCACUACAUCUACCCCAACGCCCCCUUCAAAGCUUACACACUGAGAGCCGGCUGGACAAUGUUCAUCAGUGCCUACUGGCAUGGUCUACAUGCAGGUUACUACCUCUCCUUCCUUACUAUCCCACUGUGCAUCGCAGCAGAGUCUGCCAUGGAGGCCUCUGUCAGAGCUAAACUGGGCCCUGGUGGACAGAACAUCUUUGACUGGAUCCACUGGUUCCUGAAGAUGAGAGCCUACGAUUACAUGUGCAUGGGUUUCGUGCUGCUCAAGGCCUCUGACACCAUCAACUACUGGACGUCCAUCUACUUUACCAUGCACAUCAUCGCCAUUUGCUGUAUAAUAGUAGGAAGGGUCCUGAAGGGAGGGAAAAGGGAUGGGAGGAGGAGACAAGAGGAACGAAGUGAGGGAGAGAACAAGGACAAGCAGAAGAAAAAACUGGAGCAAAAAUGGACUGAACAGAAAGGAUGAGGUGGAUUUUAUUUGGACGUUUUAAGACUGCAGUUUCCAACACCGAUUGUAUUACUUGUAUUCCAAGCGACACACAUCACACAGAUCUGCUAAUCUUCCUCAAGCCUCUCUUAUUAGAAUUGGACGAACAAAAGUUGGGAGGCAGUGUGGUUUUUUUUUUUUUUUUUGUAAAGCCUGCUAAAACACAUUUCCCCACAUAUACAACAUGUAUAAGUUCUGUCAGGCACUGAUGGAGGAGUGUCUAAGAUCAGUGAAUGCUUCAUUUGUAAUGGAGUAACAGAUACAGUGUGAAUAGUCUCAUUACUACCCACGAAACUGUAAAAAAUGUGUUACUUUAUUUUUAGAAACCACUUUUCAAUGUUUCGAAAUUGUCUCACUGGUCAAAAAUGGGCUUUUUUGCCCAGAUGCCACCUCACAAACAGGUUUUAAGAUACACAAACCAAGGUCCAGAUUACAUUUACACCUAAGGAUUUAACUACUAAAGUGGGGAUGUCAGACGGGUACCUUAUGACUUUGGUUUCACCAGCAAAUGGUGAGCAUCAGCUGUGUUCUAAUGGAACAUGUUUUGCUCCAAGUCUUUUUUUUUUUUUUGUCUUUAGCUGAUGUGUUUCUUGUAACUGUGAGCAAUUCAGAUCAUAUCAGGAACAUACGCUGACGUCUCUACAGCUGUAAUCUAUCUGUGAAAGAGUGAUAAUCACUGUCUAUUCACUGCCACAAUAUCUGUACUGCCAUCAUAGACCAUUCAGGGUUGGGACCAAACAUUUGAUACAGAAUGUUGCAUAUCAUAACUAUAAGCUGCCAGUUGUCAUGAGUAACAGCACAGCCAACUCUCAUCCAAAAUGAACAAAGUGAUGUGCAAUGCAACACACUGCUUUGUAAAAUAUUGUAUUAUUUACAAUGUAAUGUUUACUAAGUGUAAAACAUACACUUUGGUUGUGUUUAAUUGGAGCUUAAUCUUAAAUUAGUAAAUAGAACAUCUUGAUUCACUUGUGUUGAUAACAUCACAUUAUUUACAAAGCUCUAACCGCAACAAACUGUGAACAGUCUCAGAAAACAUGGCAAACAUUGUUUCAGUCACUUCUGCCUGCACUGUUGCGUGUCUUCAUAUGAGUAUGGCUAUGUGCAGACCUGAAGGGUACGUGUCUGGGAUGAAUUAGUUUUACACCCUUGUCAUAUAUGUUUUACUGAUUGAUUUUAUGCAUUCCUGUUAAUCCUUUCCUGUUCGGUUUAUAAAACUCAACCCUAAAAACAAAGUUCCCUUUCUUACUAUUCAAUGAUGAUUGUGAAUUAUAGUUUUUUGGUCAUUAAACACUGACUGUGCUUGUC
Sphaeramia orbicularis (orbiculate cardinalfish) is the source of this 2847-nucleotide messenger RNA. RefSeq names its product membrane bound O-acyltransferase domain containing 7 (gene mboat7). Gene Ontology annotation, biological process: phosphatidylinositol biosynthetic process; lipid modification. Gene Ontology annotation, molecular function: lysophospholipid acyltransferase activity. Gene Ontology annotation, cellular component: mitochondria-associated endoplasmic reticulum membrane contact site; membrane. NCBI's taxonomy places the organism in Eukaryota, Metazoa, Chordata, Actinopteri, Kurtiformes, Apogonidae. The record is from RefSeq and is a predicted model, not a curated record.